Sesamum indicum (sesame) is the source of this 1545-nucleotide messenger RNA. The record is from RefSeq and is a predicted model, not a curated record. Lineage: Eukaryota; Viridiplantae; Streptophyta; Magnoliopsida; Lamiales; Pedaliaceae.
AUGGAGAGUACAAGAUUAAUGAGGACAGAAGCCCACAAGAAAAGAAGUACUGCUGCUGCUCAACAACGGGCCAAACUGGGAAUGGGACUAGUAGCAGGAACAACAGUUAUGCUUCUCACACUGAUAUGGGGCUCUGUUAUUGGUUUCUUUCCCUCAUCAGGUUAUGGAGUAGUUACGGAUGUUGAAACAAGCUAUACUGCUCGGAUAAUUUUAAUAACCUUAUUUCCGUUUCUUAUCCUUCAGCUUGCAACGAUUUUCCAUUCAUCAUCAGCGAAAAGAGUCAUUAUUCUUAUUGCUCUCACCAUCACAGUUGUUUUGCUGGCUGCUUACAAUUUCUAUCAGAUAUUCCGGCCAUGGAUACAGAACAGGAGAUUUGAGUAUUUGAUGAGUAAAUAUGCCAAAGACAAGCUAAUGAGACUUAUAUCAAGAAAUGGCAAACCUGAUGAUACCCAAAAAAUACAAGAGCUGUUUAAUAAAAUCAAGAAAAGCAAUGAUGCAUCCAUAUCAACAGCAGAACUCAGAGUUUUGCUCUUAGGAGUACAUAUGGAUGAUGAUGAUUCAAGCACAAACCGUAACGUGGAAAACAUCAUGGCAUCUUUAGAUACCUCUGCUGAUGGACGCAUCAAUCAGGAUGAAUUCAUCAAAGGAAUGACCAAAUUAGUUUCUGAUAUAUCCAAUCAGACUCCAGUUAACAAUUCUCAGGUAAAAAGUCACCUAAACAAUGUGUUUCAACUUAUUGCAGAACGCUAUUCCUCUGAUCAAAUAAAGUUGAAAUGCAGAAUACCAACCAAGCAACGCAGGGGCUGUUAACUAGCAGCACGCAAACAAGGCAAACAAGUAAUUCUUGGUCGAAAAUUACUUGACAGCCCUUUCUUCUUGACAGUUGGGACUGUCAUGUUGUGCAUUUUCAGAACCCUUGAUCAGAACUGUUGUGGAUUUCGCUCAAGCUGCAAACUUGUCUUCCUUCUUUGUCUCAUACUUGGCUAUACCCUUUGCUAUGAACUGCGGAGUCGCAGUUCAGUCUAUUUCUUCAGCCAGACAGAAGACGCAGAAAUCCAUUUCUUUGACGCUUUCUGCAGUAUGUUCCACUCUAGUCCACAUAUCAUUACUACAUUGCAUCAAACUAUAUGAUUUGUGUUGUUCCCACAACAUUAAGUGAUUGAGAUCUUUCCUUUGCUUUGAAAGAUAUACGGUGGUGUGUACAUGAACAAUGUUAUAGGUCUGAUUGUUCCUUGCACCAGUUUACACCCGCAAUUUAGCUUCAGAUGUCUCUGCAGAAGUUCAGGUAGUCCUAAUAAUAUGCAUCGUCAUGAGUAUAUUUACAAGCUUCUGCACCACAUUUCCCCACUGGACACGUUAUCUUGUGCUGGUUCUAUACCCAAUUUCUCUAGCAUCAGUCUACUUUCUUACUUCUGUUUUCGGGUGGUCAUAAAAGGCCAUUAUGAUACUAUGUUGUAGCAAUGCAGGCACUGUGUAUAUUCAACAAAACAAAAGCAAUUUGUUAUAUGAUCAUUUCUAUCUGUGUCACCAUCAUUCUCUAUAAAU